Molecule: messenger RNA, 980 nt
Organism: Paramormyrops kingsleyae
Lineage: Eukaryota; Metazoa; Chordata; Actinopteri; Osteoglossiformes; Mormyridae
Product: protein S100-A1-like
Cellular component (GO): cytoplasm
Molecular function (GO): calcium-dependent protein binding; calcium ion binding; transition metal ion binding
Source: RefSeq, a predicted model, not a curated record
ACGAGGUAUGGAGAAACAGGAGUAGACCAUGGAGAGAAAUGGGAGGAGGCUGGGAGGAUAUUUAAGUGACCGGCAGGGGCUUCUCUCCAUACCAGCCUUUCCUCUCUUUGUGGACAACAUCACUGGCAUCACAUCCAGGCACCCAGGAAUGACUCGCUAAUGAGCGCCAGAACAUCUCCCUUGGCAGCGAUCUCUGCUUUUCUGUCUCUGCCUCCUCUCUCCGCUGUCCGAUGACCAGCCAAAACCCAGAGAACAGCUCCAACCUGGAAAACGCCAUGCAGCUGAUGAUCCAGACGUUCCACAAGUACUCGGGAAAUGAGGGCGACAAGUACACGCUGAGUCGUGCGGAACUGAAGGAGAUGCUCACGCAGGAGCUGGGCAAUUAUCUCGGGAACGCCCAGGACAAGGACGCAGUGGAGAAAGUGAUGAACGACCUGGACGCCAACAACGACGGCGAAGUCGACUUCACUGAGUUCGUCAUCCUGGUGGGUGCCCUCACAGUCGCCUGCAAUGACUUCUUCCUGGAGUAUCACAAAGACGACAACAAACCCGGCGAAAAAAACUAGCGGGUUUCAAUAGCUCACCUAAUUACAUCACGGAAAUGUUGGGGAAGGCGGGGACAGGUAUUUGUUUUGGUCAGGGGAAUUCCCACAUGCACCUCUCCCAUCUAGAUGCAAUACGCCCAUUACCAGUUAAAGAUGUGCCUCUUUCCACAUGCUACCAGAGGUUUUUUCAUUCAAUAAAUAUCAAACACUUUGUUUUGUUGCAAAAUGUUCAUAGCUGCACGCAAGUAUGUUCAUUGCUGCAUGUGAUUGUGCUUCCCAAUUCGUUUUCUUCAUUUUGUAGCCAUUUUUCAGUUGAUGGAACUUCUCCAACUUAAAGUAAAAAAAAAAAAACCUUGUGUAAUUUUGGUCUUGUCUGAGUCAUGUACGAGGAAAGUAUAAUGUCCUAUGAUACAUAAGUAAUUAAACAUAUAACCA